This is a messenger RNA of Saccoglossus kowalevskii, 1166 nucleotides long. RefSeq lists its product as uncharacterized. Gene Ontology annotation, cellular component: membrane. The record is from RefSeq and is a predicted model, not a curated record. Lineage: Eukaryota; Metazoa; Hemichordata; Enteropneusta; Harrimaniidae. Gene Ontology annotation, molecular function: sulfotransferase activity.
CGUCAACAUAGCAGGGACUGCACAUAAAGACAAGAAUGAUGCAAUGUAUUCGAUGUUGUGUAUAUGCUCUCAUUGUUUGUAGCAUGAUUUGCACUAUUACUCUCAUAGAAUGGCACAACAAAGAGUCACGUGAUAACAGAUCAAAGCAUCGGCUGAUAAUGAACAGCAGUCACGAUAAUAUACUACCUGGAUUACUUUUAAAAUGUCCCUGGAUGAAACGAAACAAUACCUUGCACAAUUACUACACAGGACACGGGAAGCCACUGCACAUACACACAGUGGAUUACAUGCAGGUACCCAAAAUAGCCAGUGGUACAAUGAAGGGUUGUAUGAGGAAAAUAAAAAAGAAUAUGUCUUUAACUAUGGCAACAUUUACCUAUAAGGACAUACCAGAAAAAUACAUGAAAUAUCGAACUCUUGAAAAACCUUUUCCACCACUUGUACUCGGUGGCUUUUCAUUUGGGUUGGCUGAUAUUAGUAAUUUGUCGUUUGCUUAUUUUCUUGUGCUGAGAGAACCGUACGAUCGGAUUAUUUCCCAUUACGAACACUGCCGUACACGUAAUACCAAAGACCAUAUAUGUUUGCAUAUGAAUGCCAAGGAGGUGACUGUUAAACAGUGGGCCAUACACGUUGGAAGUUAUGUCUUUAGACAAUUAUUUAACAAUGUUUUGCUGUGUACUACAAAUUAUGAGCACUAUAUCAGAAAGGCAGCACUUGGAUUACCAUAUGCCAGGACUGUGAGAGGUGAACUUAUAUCUACAACUACACAAUUAAACAUGGCUGAAAUGCAAUGUUGGUAUAAACACAAAUUAUACCUAGAUUAUUAUAUGACGUCAUCAGAACAUGAAGCAAUGUUGCAAUAUGUACUCGAACAUUUAGAAGACUGGUUUACGGUUGUUGGUUUGUUAAAUGAAUACAGCAUGACACUGACUCUACUACAGGAAGCUGUCAAGCUACCGUUCGCUACCCUGUGUGAUCCCAGUAGUAAACACAAUGAGAACACGCGUUACAAUUCUACAGUUACUAAGACGGACAUGGUAGAUGAAUUAAGGAAACAACUCAUUAAUGAUAAUGAAGUGUAUAAAGCAUUAUACUACGAUAUCCGCAUAUAUAACAAAGUUGAACAAAUUUUUCACAAACAAAAGACAAAAUAUUUAGAAUUAUAA